Molecule: messenger RNA, 2773 nt
Organism: Paramormyrops kingsleyae
Lineage: Eukaryota; Metazoa; Chordata; Actinopteri; Osteoglossiformes; Mormyridae
Source: RefSeq, a predicted model, not a curated record
UGCACUGAGUAAAAUUCCGCUUUUUUAUCAGGCUGUGCUUGUUAUUAAAGAUUAUUAACUAGCUAAUUGCUUAUUUGCAACCUAACUUAUGUUACUGCAACAUAUCUACACUUCGGAACGUCACCUGUUUUCCGAAAGAAACUUGUUAGCAGAUGCCUUCCUUCUUUUAACUUUCUUUUCGCUAUCUGCGCGCUCCUUAAAUGAUGGAUUUAGUUUAGGUCAGUGUGUGAAAUACUGGGGGGAGGUCCGACACCCCCGAUUAACUCAUGAGACCCCCUGAAAGCCUCAAAAGCAACACUUUAAGGGGAUCUCAAGAUCGGUAUUGCGCAACAAUAGGGAGAUGGGGACCCCCCGAAAAUUGACUGGUAUUUCGCAGACUGGUUUAGGUUUCAUUUUGGAUUCAUGAUUGGCCGUUUGCAUAUAUACGGAAGGCUGAUUAUUCGAUUUUCGCACUGGAGGAUCAAACCACUUUUGCUUUUGAGGCGGGGGAGGGGGACAAGGGGGCAGCAAAGGAAACAACAGGCAGACAAGCAGAACUUAUCGUGUAAAUUAUUUAUUCCUAUAGGCCUAAUAACAAGUAUUAAUAUUAAAAACCCAAAUCAAAUUUUGGCGGAGGUUUUUGAAGGGGCCCCUUCCAGGCAGGACCCUGGUUAGUCAGGUCCACCAUUACCCACGGUCCCAGGUCCAUGCUGAAUGCAAUAAAGCGUUUGCUACAGGUUGGUUCACCCGUAGAAAAGGAUGAGGAAGGUGAUGGGGCCCUCGGUGAUUUUCUGCUGUUUGCUGAGUAUUGCGCUCAGCCAGAAACUCUUCAUCGGAUUUAUGACUGGAUGGACAGUCUGGUGGCUGAGAAUCCCGAGCUGCUCUCCAAAAUGACCAUUGGCGAGUCGUACGAGAAGCGUCCCAUCCAUGAAAGCUGACUGGAUCAUUCUCUUUUGAAUUGCAGCAUCUUCUAGCCAAACGGGCAGUGGAUGCCCUUUUACGGGACCAAGUACAACUAUGGAAGCAUGAUCUCCACGAUAUGGACUGAUGUGGGAACUGCAGCAGCUGGCGUGUGUUUGGCAAGGACAGAUAGGGAUGAGGUGGCAGGGUAAUGCCAAGGACACGCAUGCUUAUAAACAUUCCUGAGAGCCGGACGGAGCCCAGCACCCAUCAUGAGACUGUUUCUGCUAACCAGCCUGUUCGUGGCCAUUUUUGGCCUAAAGACUUUUGAUGGUGAUCAGGUACUGAGAAUACUGGCCAAGGAUGAGGUGCAGAUCUCGCUGCUGCAGGACUUGACUCAGAUGGAGGAUCUGGAGUUGGAUAUUUGGAGAGAAGCGAGCCAGCCUGCCCUCCCUGUGGAUAUUCAUGUUCCUUUCCACAGCAUUCCGAUGGUCAAGGCCUUCCUGGAAUUCCAUAACAUCCAAUAUUCCAUCAUGAUCAAGGACCUACAGGUUAUCCUGGAUGAAGAACAACGUGAGAUGCAAAGCCCUCAUUUCACAGAGCCGAGAAGCACAGACAAUUAUGACUAUGCCAUGUACCACACCCUAAGUGAGAUCUAUGCUUUCAUGGACAUGCUGGUGGCUGAAAAUCCCACAUUGGUGAGCAAGCUGCAGAUCGGAAACAGCUAUGAGAAUCGUCCGCUGUAUGUGCUGAAGUUUAGCACCGGUGGAUCAAAUCGCCCUGGCAUCUGGAUCGACACCGGUAUCCAUUCCAGGGAAUGGGUCACCCAGGCCAGCGGAACCUGGUUCGCUAAGAAGAUUGUGAGUGACUAUGGGCAUGACGCCACCCUCACUGCAAUCCUCAAUGAGAUGGACAUCUUCUUGGAGAUCGUCACCAACCCCGACGGCUUCUACUACACCCACACCACUAACCGUAUGUGGCGCAAGACCAGAAAGCCCAGCCCUGGAUCUACUUGUGUUGGGGUCGACCCCAACAGAAACUGGGAUGCUGGAUUUGGAGGUGCCGGUGCAAGUGCUAACCCAUGCUCCGAAACGUACCACGGACCCAAGGCCAACUCAGAGCCUGAGGUCAAGCAUAUUGUAGACUUUGUGAACUCACACCGGAACCUGAAAGCCUUUGUGUCCAUCCACAGCUACUCACAGAUGCUGAUGUAUCCCUAUGGAUACACCCGGACCCCAGUGCCUGACCAGCUUGAGCUGCAUGAACUCGCAAAGAAAGCCAUUACUAAGCUGGCAUCUCUCUACGGAACGUCAUACAGAUACGGGAGCAUCAUCAACACCAUCUACCAAGCCAGCGGUGGCACCAUUGACUGGACCUACAAGCAGGGCAUCAAGUACUCGUACACCUUCGAGCUGCGUGACACUGGGCGUUAUGGCUUCCUUCUGCCAGCCAAUCAGAUCAUUCCGACAGCAGAGGAGACCUGGAUAGCUCUGAUGGUCAUUAUGCAGCAAGCCAAGGACAACAUGUACUGAACUGUAACCCCAUCACACCAGCAUCUGCUCAAUGGGCAUUGAUGCGUAGUCAUACUACAUUCCUAAAUGAACAAAUCCACCUUUGCAAGAAUGACAAAUAAAAACACCACAUUUGAUUACAAUAUACAGAAGGUGCUGUCCUUUCCUUUAAACCAUUAAAAAUGCAUUUUAUUUAAGCACAAUCUUGGGAGCAGAACUUUUCUGUAAAAACAUGUUUUUAAAGGUAAGUUUGCUUCUUUUGAAGCAGGCAGACCAUUGUUUCACACAGCAAAAUAGAGCUAUAAUUUUAACCUUCUUGUGGACAAAGAAAAGUUACAUUGUGAUUUAAUGCCAUAAUCAUUAAUAAAUGCCAGAAGUGUAAA